AUGAUCUUGUGGGACACGUUAUCGCUCUGUGCGUCAUCGCAUGUCUGCUCGCCAGGAUUGGGCGGUGCGGCCGUACAACUCUGUGGGCAGCGACCGUACAGUGCAUCGUAUGCCUGCAUGUCUGCUGCCAGGAUUGGGAGGUACGGCCAACUCUGUGUGCAGCGACCGUACAAACAGUGGCCAAUCACUAGAACCUCAGCGACCGCACGUCAUCGCAUGCCUGCACGCCAAGAUUGGGAGGUGCCACCGUACAAACAGUGA
Molecule: messenger RNA, 261 nt
Organism: Rodentolepis nana
Lineage: Eukaryota; Metazoa; Platyhelminthes; Cestoda; Cyclophyllidea; Hymenolepididae
Source: the annotation of a GenBank genome assembly